Messenger RNA from Oncorhynchus kisutch (coho salmon), 2089 nucleotides. Its product is annotated as formimidoyltransferase-cyclodeaminase-like. Lineage: Eukaryota; Metazoa; Chordata; Actinopteri; Salmoniformes; Salmonidae. Bases 153 to 1280 code for a protein of 375 amino acids. The record is from RefSeq and is a predicted model, not a curated record. The transcript is spliced from 10 exons. Gene Ontology annotation, molecular function: folic acid binding; transferase activity.
AGACUGCUUAAAUGUCCCGUUUGGGGAUGAAAAGACAGACUUGAUGGGUUGGUGUGUGCUCGUGGAGCAGAGAGAAAGGGGGAAUAAACGUAUGCCUUAAAUUGGUCUUAUUCCUUGUCUCGGAUUAACCGACUCUGUGAUUAUUACGCAUCAUGGCUAAGCUGGUGGAGUGUGUGCCCAACUUCUCAGAGGGCCGGAACAAAAAGGUGAUUGAUGCAAUAGCGGAGGCCAUUUCCAGCACGGAGGGAUGCAGUCUGCUCGACGUGGACCCUGGAUCCUCCACCAACCGUACAGUCUACAGCUUCGUAGGCUCGCCCUGCCUUCCCACUCAUAUGGGACCAAACACUCAGUUGAAGAGGACAGAGUGGGCUCCUGACUAUGGCCCUGCCACCUUCGUGGCCUCCUGGGGAGCUACAGUAGCAGGGGCUCGCAAAUUCCUGGUUGCCUACAACAUUAACCUCCUCAGCACCAAGGAACAAGCCCAUCGGAUCGCACUAGAUAUCCGGGAAAAAGGCAGAAGCAAAGACCAGCCGGGUCUGAUGAAGAAGGUGCAGGGAAUGGGAUGGUACCUGGAAGAGGCGAACAUAGCCCAGGUGUCCACCAACAUCCUGGACUUUGAGCUGAUGCCCGUCCACACUGUUUACGAAGAGAUCUGCAGUGCGGCCAAGGACCUGAACCUGCCAGUGGUGGGCUCUGAGAUUGUAGGCCUCAUACCUCUGAGAGCCGUGCUGGACUGUGCUGACUUCUACAUCCAGAGAGACAGGCUCUUCAUUGUGGAGGAGGAGCACAAAGUCCGCCUGGUCAUCAGUAAACUUGGGCUUGAUUCACUUGGGCCAUUCGUCCCCAAAGAGAGAAUCAUAGAGUACAUGGUGGAGAGGACUGAGGAGGACAAGCGUUUGGUGUCUCUGUCUCUGCAGCAGUUUGUCCGCAGCGUGGGCGCCAGAACCGCUGCUCCGGGAGGAGGGUCAGUCUCUGGAGCCAUCGCUGCAAUGGGGGCUGCUCUGGGAGCCAUGGUGGGUCAGAUGACGUAUGGGAAGAGGCAGUUUGAUAGCCUGGACAACAACAUGAGGAGACUCAUCCCUCCCUUCCAUCAGGCCAUGAAUGAACUGCUGGUCAUGGUGGACGCAGACUCCAAGGCGUUCAGUCGCUAUAUGGCUGCAUUGAAGAUGCCAAGGAACACAUCAGAUGAAGUCAAAAGGAGGGAAGCUGCCAUGCAGGAGGGUCUGAAUCAGGCCGUGGUGGUCCCACUGUCUCUGGCUGAAAGAGUCAACCUGCUGUGACCUGGUCUAAAGGAAAUGGUGAUCUACGGAAACGUGGCCUGCAAGUCUGACCUCCAGCGCUCCUGUGUCCUGCUCCCAGAGAUCAACCAAGUGCUAUUCACCAAGCAUGGGCUGAUUCACGGACCUGUGAGGAGAACCCUCCUACUGCAGUUUGAACUAGCCCUGCUGUCAGUAUUUUGACAUUGGGACCACAUAUCCAUUUGCCUGUUGUCUUUUCCUGGUGGAUUUGGUCAUGGACAGUCUAGGGCAUUUUAGAGUUGAAGAACACCCACUACAGAUACCCAUUCUUGUUUGAGCAUUUCGAAGACUAAAUUCAAUGUAGAAUCAGUUUAACACAUGACAAACCGAUUAUUUUACUAUUGUAACAUACAGUGGGGACAAUUAUAUUGUUCUCGUCAGCAGCCCAGGUUUUUGCCAUAGAUGCUAGAGUUCUCGUCUCUAGGCCACACAAGCUUUAGAUUGCAUUCUGCUAAGGUACUUGUCUCUCUCUACAUCGUUUAGCUACAUUAGUGACCAGUGUGGGAUCUUUGAUAUGUCUAUGGGGCCUGGGCACACAAAUGCUCUAACAGAAAAGGGGGAAUAGUGAAUCAUGCACUGAUGACAGUUCUACAGUCUCGAUCAGAGGCUCAGGCUUCUGGCAUAGAUGGUAAAGUUCUCAUUUCUGGACUACAACAUUGUAAGAUUGUUUCCUCCACGGUACUUGAUAUAGCCUACAUUGAUUGGUAGGUUACACUAUAUUUACAUACUUCAGACCCUCCCUAAGCCACCUUUGCUACUUGUCUCCAUAGUCAAUAAAUGGUGAAAAACUA